Molecule: messenger RNA, 1364 nt
Organism: Cryptomeria japonica (Japanese cedar)
Lineage: Eukaryota; Viridiplantae; Streptophyta; Pinopsida; Cupressales; Cupressaceae
Product: protein BOBBER 1
Exons: 6
Coding region: 141-1085 (314 amino acids)
Biological process (GO): protein folding
Cellular component (GO): cytoplasm
Source: RefSeq, a predicted model, not a curated record
CUACAUAAAUAAAACGGAAACAAAUGGGAAGUUGGAGAAAGUAGAAGACCCUAGAAUACAAAUUGUUCACGCAUAAAUAAAUUGACUGUAGUGUGGUACAUCGCGGCAACUGCAAAUCUGUCUGCUCACAAUUUUUAUUGAUGGCGAUCAUUUCAGAUUACGUCGAAGAAGAAGAAAAAUCUACCCUAAACGCGGAAGCAGAUUCGUCAGCAGCAAAUGGGCCUUACGAUGAUGUUCUGGAGAAACUUGUACAGCAGAAAGCACCUCUUGAUCUUGUUGAAAAUGUGAUAGAUUUCUUGCGGAGGAAGCACGAUUUGUUCAAAGACGAUGCAGCCGAGCGAAAAAUUUCAGAGAUGGUCUCCCUGGCCAAGAGGAAGGAUACCGAAGAAAAGAAGCGCAAAUCAGACCGUCAAAAGGUUGAAAAGACUGAACAGAACAAACGCAUGAAGGAAGAACAAGUCCUGAAUCCGAGCCAAAACCCUAGCCCUAGCUCUAGCUCCAACCUGAGCCCGAGCCCGAGCCCGAGCCCCGAGCCUAAACCCAGCGCAUCAAAUACCAAAGAGAAUGAACUCGAUCCAAAUAAAGGUAAUGGAGCAGAUCUUGAGAAUUAUUCCUGGACACAGACUUUAUCUGAGGUCACAAUUACCAUACCUCUUACACCUGGCACUGUAAGAAGAUUGAUUAUUUGUGAAAUUAAAAAGAAUAGUAUAAAGGCAGGGCUGAAAGGGAAGCAUCUUAUCCUAAAUGGUGAACUUUCUAAGCCGGUUAAAGCGGAUGACUGCUUCUGGAGUAUAGAAGAUGGAAAGGUACUCUCAAUUUUAUUGACAAAGCAGAAUCAAAUGGAGUGGUGGAACUGUGUUGUGAAGGGUGAACCUGCAAUCAAUACUCAGAAAGUAGAACCUGAGAAUAGCAAGCUUUCUGACCUGGAUGCAGAAACACGACAGACAGUGGAAAAAAUGAUGUUUGAUCAACGGCAAAAGGCCAUGGGAUUACCUACAAGUGAGGAACAACAAAAGCAAGAAAUACUGAAGAAAUUUAUGGCUCAGCACCCAGAAAUGGACUUCUCGAAGGCAAAAAUAUCAUAGGAAGAACACGUUCAAUGUUUGCAGAGGUUGCCUUUUGAGAAUCAAUAUAAUUUUUUUGGAAGGAUAUUAGUCUUUUGCCCUUUUAACAUGCUACUCAUUAGAACUGGUACUGCUGUCCAACAUCAGACGCCUUGCUAUUGUAACUUGCAGUAAUUUUUGAAAAUUUCAAUCAACUAUGCUCUUUAGUGGAUGAGAAUAUUCUUUAUUUCUUUCCUUCGUUGGAUGCAUUAUGCUAGUUUGAACAUCAAUGUCUUACAUAAAUUUGGCUAUAAUUGCUUU